CAUGGAUAUGUUGAUGGCCCUACUACAUAUUUUAACUUCGAAGUUAAAAAGCAAAAUGGUAAAGUAAGGCAAAAACUUAGGGCUUAAUUGCGACGGUGGUGUGUUCGAUUUGGGGGCUCUCCGGCGACCAGAUAAAUAUCAGUUGACAUCUACGUGUGGGUGUUUGAAGAGUGAUAAUUGGACUUGAGCUCUUUUCCAGUGAUGAAGAUACUGAAUGCCAACAGUCGUGUACUCACCAACUUUGAAGUGCUUGAUUUUCUUCGAUCUAGAGGAGCUGUAAAGGACACACAGGCUAUUGCUUCCAUAGCACCAUCUGAGUUAAAGGUUUAUAAUUAUUUGGAGAAUAGUGCUGCUUGCAGUCAAACAAGAGAGAGCAUCAAGGAGUUCUUGGAAAAGCGCAAAAAGUACGGCCUCAAAAUGGUUGAGACUAUAAGUAUCAUCAACUCUAGGCCAUCUUCGGUCGUCGAAAUUGACCCGAUGAUAGAAUUUUGUGAAAAACGUUUGGGAGAAGGUGUUGAAGAAUUGGUAGAGAUGGUAGUACAGGUUUUGCCCUCUCCCCCCACCCAAAUGGAGUCGGACGAAGGAAAUGGUGAUUACAACGAUAAAGUUCCAGAUGAGCAACAACCAGAGGCAAGUUAGUGCCAAAUUCUUGUUUUGGAAAAGAAAGUUCAUAGAAAACAACAAAAACAAAUAGUUUAUAUAAAGUUUCUACUAAAAUCGAUUGAUAAAGUGGUGCUUUAGUAGUAUUGGUGCCUUUGCGACGACUGAGGAAUCUAAAAGUUCAUUUCUCUGGAUAUGGGAUUUCAUUUUUUUUUUUUUUUGCCUAGUUGGUAUUCACACACACUGAAAUUUGAACCCCUGACCUUCAUUUGAAAAGUAGGGGCCUUAUACCGCUAGGCUAGGCCACAGACCUGUUGGUGAUCUGGGAUUUCAUUUAGUAGAGUUUGCUUUAUUUGCAUGUAACUUCAAUACUUCUUUAUAUGGGUAAUAAAACAUGUAUAGAGAAUUCUUGUA
Messenger RNA from Cornus florida, 1014 nucleotides. RefSeq lists its product as uncharacterized. Gene Ontology annotation, biological process: transcription initiation at RNA polymerase III promoter. Bases 202 to 639 code for a protein of 145 amino acids. Lineage: Eukaryota; Viridiplantae; Streptophyta; Magnoliopsida; Cornales; Cornaceae. Gene Ontology annotation, cellular component: RNA polymerase III complex. The transcript is spliced from 5 exons. The record is from RefSeq and is a predicted model, not a curated record. Gene Ontology annotation, molecular function: nucleotide binding.